Messenger RNA from Lactuca saligna, 561 nucleotides. NCBI's taxonomy places the organism in Eukaryota, Viridiplantae, Streptophyta, Magnoliopsida, Asterales, Asteraceae. The record is from the annotation of a GenBank genome assembly.
AUGGUUUCUUUCGCUAAAAUACAAUUUGAUCUCGAGGAGAACAUUCCCGAUCACAUGCUUAUGUUUGGUAAGCAGUUCAAGAUCCUUAAUCAAAAGCUCAAUUCUUUGUUACAACUUCAAGCUAAUGCUGGAAGUCGUAAUAGUGUAUCCGGGAUUGAAGUUGAUGUCAUACUCAAAGCUCAAGUUGUCAAGCUUGAUCACAAUUACUCAGUUCUUAACACUAAAGUAGAUAUUGUUCCUGCUGCUGUUACGAAAGUCGUUGAAUUUCACAGUUUUCUUCGUACCAAAAUUGAUAAAAAGUCGGAAUAUGAUUCUCAAAGCUUUGCCAAAUUGGAAGAGUUAUUGGGAAGUUUAAAAGAGUUGCUUUCGAAGCUUGGUUCUUCUCUACAGUCUUCGAUUUCUCCCGAUUCAUUUUCUCAUAUGUUUUCUUCAUUGGAGUCUACUCUCAAGGCUGCCUUGGAUCCACUUCUAAAAAUGAUUAAUUUGCUGCCAACCGGUGCCCCACUAGUUAGAACAGGGGUGCAAGGGGGAAAAAGGGUGUUGGAGGGUAAAGAGAUUUAG